Messenger RNA from Physcomitrium patens, 2394 nucleotides. Its product is annotated as tubulin-folding cofactor E. The record is from RefSeq and is a predicted model, not a curated record. Lineage: Eukaryota; Viridiplantae; Streptophyta; Bryopsida; Funariales; Funariaceae. Gene Ontology annotation, molecular function: protein binding.
GAGCCAUGGUGCUUUUUGCAGCGCGACAUGAGUCCCGUGACCUCCAUAGCCUCGUCGCGACAAAGGGGACGUGGAGCCCUUCUACCGUCCUCGCGCUCAUCUAUCCAGCUUCGUCGGCUGUCCAUGUGUUGUCAUUGCAUUGCAUUGUUCCUCAUCCAGUGAUCCGAGGACUGCUUCUCUCUCUGUUCCUGUUCGUUUGUUCUGUCGUUAGGUCUUGGUCGAUGUCUCACUCCAGCUCACCAUAGCCAUGCCUCGUUGAGGCUUUGCGCAAGAUGUGCCAAGCUUUCAUUACGAAUUACUGUAUUCAGCUUCUCGUUUGCAGCCUGUGAUUUCACCAAGUUCCAUCACGGCAACGGUUUGCCUGAAUACCUGUAGCUGUGCUACUGUGAUAGCCAUGAAUGAUCCCGAUUUCCGUCUGGGCCAACGAGUGUGCAUGAUUAAUGCGGGAAAGAGUCCUCAGAUCGGCACAGUUCGCUACUUAGGGACAGUGCAGGGUCAUGAAGGCGCUUGGGUGGGUGUAGAAUGGGACACCGAUGAAGGUCGCCAUGAUGGAUCUGUGAAUGGAGUCCGCUACUUUGAGACGAAAUCCCCGCUUUCGGGCUCUUUUGUGCGGCCACGAAGCUUGAGUGUAGGUGUUUCCUUGCUUGAUGCUAUUACUCUUCGAUAUAAGACCGUCGCAGCUUCCGAUUCGGAAUCAGAUGACAUGUAUGUGAUGUCAGUUCGUCAGCUGCGCGUCGCUGUAGAGCUUGUUGGAAAGGCGCAGGUUGAGGAGCGGCAGAGGCAUCUUGAAAACCUCAAAGUUGCGACGCUAACCUACGCAGGAGUAUGCUCUGCUGGACCUCUGGGGCAAGUCAGAGCAGCCUGUCCUAGCAUUACAGAACUUGAUCUCACCGGGAACCUCUUACCUGAUUGGCAUGAAGUUUCCCGCAUCUGUGAGGAGUUACCAGCUCUGCAAGUUUUGGACCUUAGCAGUAGCCGCUUAGCUCUGGAUUCCGCGAGCCCGUUUCUCGCACUAUCAAAUUUGACAACACUUGUUCUUAAUAAUUGUGCUUUACAAUGGACACAGGUGAAUGUGUUGAAAGCAUCUCUUUCCUGUAUUCAGGAGCUUUCUCUUUGUCGUAAUGAUAUGCAGGCGAUUGAGGCCGAUUCAGAGUCUUCAACACUAGAUGAGCCUUAUGUGAGCGGCUUUGAUUCACUUCGGUUACUGAACUUAGAUGACAACAACUUUGAGAGCUGGCAUGAGAUUUUAAAGCUUUCUCGACUGAAAAGCUUGGAGCAGUUGAAUUUGAAUGGAAACAAACUGCUGCAGAUAUUUUAUCCUGAUCCAUUUGGUAAAGGUGACGACGCCUCCGCAACAUCGAAGGGAGAGUGCCCAGUUACUCCGUUUCCUACAUUGCGCUGUCUGCUUCUAGGUCGAAAUAAAUUAUCGGACUGGUCUUCAAUAGAUGCACUUGACCGGUUUCCAUCGCUUCAGGAGGUGCGUCUUUCAGAUAACCCAAUUACCGUCCCAGGGAAUGGAAUGGCGACACGUUACAUGAUUGUGGCUCGUAUAGGGAAGCUAUCCAGCUUGAAUGGUAGUGAGGUGAAACCAAGGGAAAGGCGAGAUUCUGAAAUAAGAUAUGCUCGACAUCUGCUUAUGAACAUGCAAAUGAGUAGCAUCAGUGAUAUUUCCAAAGCCCAUCCCCGGUUCGAACAUCUGAGGGUGUUGCAUGACAUCCCAUUGGAUCUGCAGAGAGGAGGAACUAUCUCAGCUACACAGAAGAUGUCCAGUUCCCUGCUAUCUGUGAACAUCGUCUGUGUCGCUGCUUCAGUUGGGGAAAAAGCUCCUGUUGUGAAAAAGCUUCCAAGCUCAACUACGGUGGGCAGGUUGAAGAUCGUUUGUGAAUCAAUUUUUAAGGUCAAAAGCAGUCGCCAGAACCUAUUUUAUAAUGACCCGGACUCUCCUUUGCCCACUUCACUGGACAAUGAUAUGGAUACAUUGGCAGAUAUCGGUAUUGCGCCUGGUGGAUCUAUACUGGUGGAUGAACUGCAAGGUUGAUAUUCAAGUCCGUGAGUACUGAAAUACCUAACCCGUGCAUGCGUUAAGAUCGUCAUGUAUCUUAUUCCGUGUGGUACCCAUGUCAGAAAGGUAUGUAUGACCCGGAGGCGAAAGUUUUUAAGCUGCCUGACCUUUGCAUUGCUCAUAAAAUUUUGAAAUUGCCUUCUAGGUUCAGUUGGAAAUGUGUUGCGUGCCUGAGAUCGUUACUGCAGAACUGCAAGAAGCUUUUGAACUUGAGGUGCACUCGAAGCAACUUCUUGCAGGAAGUGUGUCUAUGCUUGUAAAUUAUUGUCAUAUGUAUAUCAUAUGUAUGUGUAACCGUCACGUUUUAAGAAGCUUCGAUCACGAUUUAUUUC